Molecule: messenger RNA, 3713 nt
Organism: Sitophilus oryzae (rice weevil)
Lineage: Eukaryota; Metazoa; Arthropoda; Insecta; Coleoptera; Curculionidae
Product: glutamate receptor ionotropic, kainate 2
Exons: 18
Coding region: 2-2731 (909 amino acids)
Biological process (GO): monoatomic ion transport
Cellular component (GO): plasma membrane; postsynaptic membrane
Molecular function (GO): glutamate-gated receptor activity
Source: RefSeq, a predicted model, not a curated record
CAUGCCGCCGGCCGUUGUGAACGGAGUGAGGUUGAUGGUGGCGGUGUUUUGGAUAACGCGCGGUUUGGCAGCUUUGCCUCCUGUAAUUAGAAUAGGCGCCAUUUUCACAGAGGAUCAAAAAAACAGCAGUUCAGAACUGGCCUUUAAAUAUGCGGUCUACAAGAUAAAUAAGGACAGGGUGAUACUGCCUAAUACGACGUUGGUUUAUGAUAUUCAGUACGUGCCACGAGAUGAUAGUUUCAGAACAUCAAAAAAAGCUUGCAGACAGAUGGAAUUUGGUGUUCAAGCAAUUUUCGGUCCGUCAGACCCAAUUUUAGGAGCCCAUAUACAGAGCAUAUGCGAAGCGUUGGAUGUUCCUCAUAUCGAAGCCAGAAUCGACUUUGAACCAAUGUCAAAAAAGCUAAGCAUCAAUUUGCACCCAAGCCAAGAAAAUAUGAACAAAGCUUUCAAAGACCUGAUGGCGUUUUUGAAUUGGACCAAAGUGGCCAUCAUUUAUGAAGAAGAUUAUGGUUUGUUCAAAUUACAAGAACUAGUAAAGGCCCCAGCUGCUAUCAAAACUGAAAUGUACAUUCGUCAAGCAACACCCAGUACAUACAGGCAGGUACUACGUGAAGUACGACAGAAAGACAUUUUCAAAUUGAUCAUUGAUACGAACCCUAGAAAUAUACAGCAGCUUUUCAGAGCGAUAUUGCAACUUCAAAUGAAUGACCACAGAUACCACUACAUGUUCACCACUUUUGAUUUGGAAACUUUCGAUUUAGAGGACUUCAAAUAUAACUCUGUCAAUAUAACUGCCUUCCGACUGGUUGACGUGGACCAUCCCAAAGUCCAGGAAAUCUUGAAAGUAAUGGAGAAGUUCCAAUCUAUCGGACACGCCAUUCUGAAUAGGAGUGGUAUAAUACAGGCUGAGCCGGCUCUGGUAUACGAUUCCGUCUACGUUUUCGCCAAAGGCCUAGCGAAUAUGGAUUCUAUCAAGCCUACCAACUUAUCUUGCGACGUAGAAAAGCCCUGGAAUGACGGCCUGUCACUCUACAAUUAUCUUGAUGCUGUGUCUGACUUGCACGGAUUGACGGGCAACCUUGAAUUCCAGGAAGGGAAACGUUCAAACUUCAAGGUGGACUUGCUCAAGCUGAAAAAAGAAGAAAUCCAGAAGGUGGGAACGUGGAGUCCUUCCGAUGGUAUUAAUAUCACUGAUCCCAACGCCUUCUACGAUCAGCACGCACCAAAUAUCACCUUAAUAGUCAUGACACGUGAAGAGAGGCCAUACGUUAUGAUCAAGCAGGAUGGAAAUUUUACAGGCAACGCACGGUAUGAGGGGUUCUGCAUUGACCUACUGAAAUGGAUAGCCAACCAGGUUGGAUUUCAGUACUCCAUUCAACUGGUACCUGAUCGUACUUACGGCGUGUACAACCACGACACCAAACAAUGGAAUGGAAUUGUGCGAGAACUUAUUGACAAGAGGGCUGACCUGGCUGUGGCUUCCAUGACGAUAAAUUAUGCAAGGGAGAGCGUCAUCGACUUCACCAAGCCCUUUAUGAACCUCGGGAUAGGCAUCCUUUUUAAGAUACCAACUAGCCAACCCACUAGACUCUUCAGCUUUAUGAACCCUCUAGCUGUCGAGAUCUGGAUAUACGUCCUAGCUGCCUACCUCUUAGUUUCUUUCACCCUGUUUGUGAUGGCACGCUUUUCACCCUACGAAUGGAACAACCCCCACCCCUGUCACCAAGAGUCUGACAUUGUAGAAAACCAAUUCUCAGUGUCCAACAGUUUCUGGUUCAUUACCGGAACCUUCCUGAGACAGGGUUCAGGCCUAAACCCUAAGGCUACAUCUACACGAAUUGUUGGAGGUAUAUGGUGGUUCUUUACCUUGAUCAUCAUAUCGUCGUAUACAGCGAAUUUGGCUGCCUUUUUGACAGUGGAACGCAUGAUCACACCCAUCGAAAGUGCCCAGGACCUUGCUGAUCAAACGGAGAUAUCGUAUGGGACCUUGGAAGGUGGCAGUACCAUGACAUUCUUCAGGGACUCUAAGAUUGGAAUUUAUCAAAAAAUGUGGAGGUUUAUGGAAAGCAGGAAACCUCGGGUUUUUGUCAAAAGCUACGAGGAUGGAAUAAACAGGGUGUUGCAGGGAAACUAUGCCUUCCUCAUGGAAUCCACCAUGCUGGAUUACGCGGUUCAACGUGACUGCAAUUUGACACAAAUAGGCGGUCUUCUGGAUUCAAAGGGUUACGGCAUCGCCACCCCCAAGGGCAGUCCCUGGAGGGACAAGAUCUCCCUGGCCAUCCUGGAACUGCAGGAAAAAGGAGUUAUCCAGAUCCUGUACGACAAAUGGUGGAAAAAUACCGGAGAUGUUUGUACUCGCGACGACAAAAGCAAGGAAUCCAAAGCAAACGCCUUGGGAGUGGAGAAUAUCGGUGGAGUUUUUGUAGUUCUACUAUGCGGUCUAGCUCUGGCAAUCUUAGUAGCCAUUUUGGAGUUUUGCUGGAACAGCAAGAAAAAUGCCCAAACUGACAGACAGUCGUUGUGCUCCGAAAUGGCAGAAGAAUUAAGAUUUGCAAUGAGAUGUCAUGGUUCAAGACAAAGGCCUGCCUUAAGAAGAAGUUGUACAAGGUGCAGUCCUGCAACCACCUAUGUUCCUGCUGCCUUGGACCUGCCACAUCUUAAUGGCGAGGGUGUAGUACUGCCAAUGAUGGACCUAAAAAAAUCCCCCAUAAACUACGACGUGGACACCUAGCGACGACUCACCUCCGGAGGUUACUCCACCUUCACCUGCGCCUCCACCUCCAUCAGAGACUGCUGUGGAGGUCCCUCCACAUCUGUCAUCCAGAAAGCCGCCACAUUAGACUACAGGACCUCAACAGGCCCUGACGUAAGCAUCGGAAGUGGUACCAACAAAUGCGCCACGUUGGGACGUACCGCUUCAGUACGAAAAAUAGUGUCCGUGGGAGGAAUAAACUACCGCGCAGACAGUGACGAGUCGUACUGCGCAUCGGCGACGCAGUGCGACGUUGUCGUGACGCGGACUGGCAACGGGAAGUUCCUGGUGUCGGGCACGGACGUUCCCGACAGGAUUCUGUGGAAAUUCGAUUGUGAUAUUAAGUCCGGCAACAGUCCGGACGUGGUGAGCGGGAGCGCGGUGUUGCCGGACGCGGUGGUAAGUCGGACGACGACUCUGUGAUACUUAUUAGGCUAGUAAGGUAUUUUUUUGUACAUAUUAUAGGGAAAAAACUGUAAACUUAUGAUAUAUGUAAGGUAUGUUAACGUGUGGGUUAAUGGAAUACGUGUUGAAUAUUGUCUGUUUUUUAAUUUUUAAAGAUUAUUUAUUUAUACGAUAUUGUUUGUUAAUGUAGUUACACACGUACAUUUUUUUCUGAUGGUGCAACUACACAGUCCACAUCACACACAUCACAGUAAAGAGUCCAAAAAAACGAAAGAAUAAAUAAUAAUAACUUUACCACCAUACACACAAAGUUUGGUGUGUGCAGGCAAGUCUGUACAAUUAUUUACAAUGGUAUUUUGAAACGGAUUAUGUGGAUAGUCUACUAGCAGCCUCAAAGUCUUGACCAUACACGUUGAGAGACAUCUCAAAGUCUGGACUGCAAAGUCCGAACCUUCAGAAAAAUCUGUAGGUAUGUGGCUACCUUUAGAGUAACCUUAUUUAAGAUACUGAGAUUACUAAUAUUUUUUUCUUAGUUUCUAUACAGGGUUGUUCACCA